Messenger RNA from Ziziphus jujuba (common jujube), 2304 nucleotides. RefSeq names its product nudix hydrolase 8. The record is from RefSeq and is a predicted model, not a curated record. The coding region runs from base 881 to 1969 and encodes 362 amino acids. NCBI's taxonomy places the organism in Eukaryota, Viridiplantae, Streptophyta, Magnoliopsida, Rosales, Rhamnaceae. Gene Ontology annotation, molecular function: ADP-ribose diphosphatase activity; NAD binding; NADH pyrophosphatase activity. The transcript is spliced from 9 exons.
UUAGAAAAUUUCUUUUCAUUGGUUCCCCUCUUCCUCUGUCAUCAUUUUCUGACCACCCAAUAAACCAUUUUACACCGUAUAUAUUAUAUUAUAUUAUAUUAUAUUAUAUAUAUAUAUAUAUGUAUAAUCCAUAUUUCAAAACCGACGUAAAAUCUUGAUUUUGCAAAACGAUACUGUCUAAAUCAUGCUCUUAUUAGUUUGCCACCUUAUGGGUUGGUGCUAAAAUUUGUUCAUUGUUUCUGUUUUUCUUCUCCCAUUGCCAUUUCCAAGUAUCUUCUGCAUAUAUACCAUGGUUUUUUGUUUUUUUGUUUUUUGGACCUUUUAGCUAGAACAAAAAUGAAAAAUCUUCUCAUCUCCAUAUAAUUUUUUUGUUAGUGCUCUUGUUUUCUUGAUUAGCUGUUAAUGAAUUGGAGAUUUUUGUAUUUGAUUUUUCUUCCUCGUUUGUCAUUAUCACUGCCCGUCUAUUCCUCACCACAAAAUUAAGCACCAAAAAGCCACACUACUACUAAAUCUUGGUUUUUCUGAUAAUAUUCCACCUAUAAUCUGGAUAUUUUGCUUGUUAUCUAUUUGGGUUUUUGCUUGAAUAAGUCUAGUCUUUCAUGCUUUUUUGUGUUUGUCUUCCCCUUAUUGCAUUUUCAAGUGUUUUGCUUUGUCAUGGACGCUUUAGUUGACUCCGAGAGACGGUGAAUCCUAUGGUUUUUCUUUGUUCUUGGUGCGAUAAGUAUUAUGGGAAUCUGGAUUUGGGGAUAAUCCGUAUGUAUUAAUAUAUUCCUAGUUGGAAGAGUGUUUUAUAUAUAUAUAUAUAUAUUAGAGUUUGAUCUCCUUGGAUGGUAGAGUCGUGGUCAGUCUGAGGUAGUUAAAGAUUUGGAUAGUUUUGUCUAUGGAGAUGAAAUUUUUUAAUCCUAAAUCCGUGUCUCCUUCUGAGAUAGUCCAUAUGGGAAGAAUGUACUCGAGCUCAUUUUCGAGUUUCAGACAUUUUGGUGUGAAACUCUCUCCGCAGUUCUGUUCUUGCAAAGGGUCAGCUCCCAAAGUUUCUUAUUCUAAUAAUAUCUAUCUGUCAAAAGAAGCCAUUGAUGGAGGGGAUAUAGUUGCAGCAGAAACUUGUGUAUAUCGGAUUAAUGGCACAACUGGGGCAAGUUCAAAUCUGUUAUCGAGGGAGACGAGAGUACUUGAUGCGGUUGAUGAUCAGUAUGGGGGAGUUGUUGUUGAUCCUGAAAAGUUACCAGCAAACCCAAGUGCUUUUGGUCAUAUUCUUCAUUACUCUCUCUCUCAUUGGAAAAAGAAGGGGAAGAAAGGAAUUUGGCUAAAGUUGCCAGUAGAAAGAUCUGACCUUGUCCCAGCUGCUGUGAAGGAAGGCUUUGAAUACCACCACGCAGAACGAGGAUAUGUGAUGUUAACAUAUUGGAUUCCUGAAGGUCCUUGUAUGCUACCUGCCAAUGCUUCACACCAAGUAGGUGUUGGAGGAUUCGUCAUCAAUGACAAAUAUGAGGUACUUGUGGUUCAAGAGAAACAUUGUGCUCCUCCAUCAGCUGGUCUUUGGAAAAUUCCAACUGGAUUUAUUCUUGAGGCAGAGGAAAUUUUCACAGGAGCAGUGAGAGAAGUCAAGGAGGAAACUGGAAUUGAUACAGAGUUUGUCGAAGUAAUAGCAUUCAGGCAUGCUCACAAUGUGGCUUUCCAAAAGUCUGAUUUGUUCUUCAUCUGCAUGCUAAGACCCCUAUCAUCUCAGAUCAUUGUUGAUGAUUUUGAAAUUCACGCAGCCAAGUGGAUGCCUCUAGUUGAGUUUGUGAAGCAACCUCUUAUACAAGAAGACUGCAUGUUCAAGAAAAUAAUUGACAUUUGCAUUGCUCGGCUAGGGAAGCGUUAUUGUGGGUUAUCUGCUCAUCAUCUGGUCUCGAAAUUUGAUGGUAAGCCAUCAUCCUUGUACUACAAUGUUACAGAAGAUCCUAAUUUCAACUGUAUAGGUGACUGAAGCGCACAGCUAUGACCAUGCACAUAUCUUCCAUGAAAUGCAUUUCUUGCUCCUUUGUAAAGACCAAAUGAUGCUAUGCAGCCUUAAAACCCCGGCCAUACUAUCUUUAACAAAUAAUUAACAUGUAAUUUACAAUGAUCUUUGUGCUGUAAAUAUGCCUCCUGUAAAAGCUGUUAUGUGCGUUUAUGUCAUCCUUGCGCGCUGUUGUAUAUUUGCCUGGUAUGAUUAUGCAAUGUUGUUUCCUACCAUGACCAUUACAUUUUCAGUGUUGCUAAAGAUGUUUUUACUGAACCUCUUUGAACAGUAAUUACAAGUUUAUUAAAUUUUUCUAUGUA